UGUGGACAUCCCAGCGCACAGCACACCACACCACAACGCAGCACAGCACAGCAGAGAGCACAGCCCGGGGAUGGACCAACACCCAGCACAGCCACCAUCGACACCAUCACCAGCACCACGAAUCACGGCAGCAACUGCAAAGCACGGGGCAACUGCCAUGCCAACAGCUCAGAUGCACAUGCAUCAGCGCUUCACGACAACGACACCAAGCUCACCCUGGUCGACCCCGCACGACAGCAGUGGCAGCAAGAUCAGCAGCAAGGGUCGUGGCAUCCGAAUGGCCGGGCGAAGCAGUAGCUGGGGCAGCAGCGGAGACACCGGUUCAUCUGGGCCGCCGACGUCGUUUUCAGCAUCAGCAGCAACAGCACCGUCACUUGCGGCCAUGCAGGCGCAACGACAGCAGCAAGCGGGGCUGGGCAGGACGCUGACGUCCUUUGGCUCGCAAUCGCAACACUUGCAGGAUCAUGCGAUGGCCAGGCAGCCACGCCAGGAGCAGCAGCAGCAGCAGGGACGUGGGCAGCUCUUGUUUGGGGCUGGAACAGGACAGCAGGCUGAGCCGCACCAUCAGCAACAAGGUGCGCAGUCUGCAGGGACGCGUUGGUGUUUGCGCGUUGUUGAACCAGCUCCACGCGAACGGCAGCGACAGCCGCAUUCGGACCGGCAACAUCAGCAGAACGGCCGGUUUGCAACUGGCAUGUUUGGGCAGGACGGUGACGCAGGGCGGAGGCUACGACCGACAGUUGCGCCGCGACGGAACGCCAAGCGGGAUGUGGAAUCGCACAUGGACACGUCUCAGGAGGACGACUAUGAUGAGGGCGAGCGCCCAAGCAAGAUGCCGUCUCCAUACAAGCCAAACCCCACGCUUGUAUUCGCGCGAACGCUGGAGCUGCUUCGACAAGGAGCGAGAGCACAGACAGCAAAGCCCAAGCAACAGCCACUGCCCGCGCAUCCGUCGCCGCACGCCUGCAGUGCACCGAAUGCCGUUGGCACAGCGAGCAGUCCACGCUUCACCAGCAUGGACACGGACCCUGUGCACCCGAACCAGCAGCGCGCUGGGCAGCGGCAAUUGCCGUUCGCACCACACCCUCCGUACACAUCAACCCAAUCUCCGCAACGACACCGACAGCAACACGCGCCACGACAACAGCAGCAACAACACGCACAACAACACUACCCACAACAACAACAACAACACCACCACCACCCACAACAGCAACAGCAGCAGCAGCAGGACAUGGCGGAUGACUCAGAGGAAGACACGUACCCGUGUCGUGUGUGCUGCCAUCCCAACCCAGUGUCGCGGCUGCUACAGUGCUCAUUCUGCGAUGGACCAGCCUGUGCCGGCUGUGCAAAUGCGUGCGAUGGAUGCCACUUCCAUUUUUGCAGCCUGUGCUGCGUCGCAAAUUUCGAUCAACAGCGCGAUCGCUACUUCUGUCUCUCGUGUCUUCAACAGCAGCGAUGAGCCAUCACCAUCCUCACCAGUCACCGUCACCAGGCACCGUGCUGCCGUUCCCAUCGACGAAUCCCCCCCCCCUUGUCCAUAACUGACCAUGUGAUUUGUGUGUCUGUGCAUCUGUUUUGUCUACCCACUGGGCGUGUGUGCCCGCUGACCAUAAUCAGAACCUGGCUGCGUUUAAUGUGUUGUUUGUUCAACCGAGUUGAGAUUGCAAACCCUCACUUUUCCUCAUCCGUUGUUCCUCCCCUGUUCCCCGUAUUCCUAAGAGAGUGCGCGCGCGUGUGUGUGGUCGCGCGCGCGUGUGUGUGUGUGUGUGUGUGGUGCGCCUACGCUGCCUCGUCUUGCCUGUCGCCUCCCUUGUCUGCAGCCGCUUGGAUCUCUAUUAAUUGACACCAGACAUGCACAUGUGGCAGUACGUGCCGUGAGUACAAACAACCAGAACACGAA
Molecule: messenger RNA, 1903 nt
Organism: Salpingoeca rosetta
Lineage: Eukaryota; Choanoflagellata; Craspedida; Salpingoecidae
Exons: 3
Coding region: 71-1462 (463 amino acids)
Biological process (GO): extrinsic apoptotic signaling pathway
Molecular function (GO): CD27 receptor binding
Source: RefSeq, a predicted model, not a curated record